Messenger RNA from Pelodiscus sinensis (Chinese soft-shelled turtle), 3416 nucleotides. Lineage: Eukaryota; Metazoa; Chordata; Testudines; Trionychidae. The record is from RefSeq and is a predicted model, not a curated record.
CGCUAAUCUGUGCCACCCAUGUGCGGAAUAAAUGGCUCCAGAAUGGGACUUAGAAUCCUGGCGGCACCUGACACUUUUGCAUCCCUCCACCAGCCUCAGACAGACUUCACUGAGAGAAACACAACUGCAAACUGCAGAGGUCUCCCGGGCUGUUGUUCAAGACAUGGAGCGGAGAGUUGAUUCUCAUGCUGCAUGUUUGCUGAAUCUGGAAGGGAGAACAGGGAUGACUGAAAAGAAACUAAUAGACUGUGAGAAAACUGUGGUGGAGUUUGGGAGCCAGCUGGAGAGCAAGUGGGCUGUGCUAGGAUCUCUGAUCCAGGAGUACGGGCUGUUGCAGAGGAGGCUGGAGAACAUGGAGAACCUGCUGAAGAACAGGAACUUCUGGCUCCUGAGACUCCCCCCAGGCACAAAGGGGGAAGUUCCCAAGGUGCCAGUAACAUUUGAUGACGUCUCAGUCUAUUUCAAUGAGCAAGAGUGGGGCCAUUUAAAUGAAUGGCAGAAAGAACUGUACAAGAAUGUGAUGAAAAGCAACUACGAGACGUUGAUAUCACUGGACUAUGCCAUUUCCAAACCCGACAUCCUAUCCCGGAUUGAACGAGGGGAGGAGCUGAGUGUCGGGGAUCAAGGGGAUGGAGACGAGAGAGAGAUUUCUAUCAACCACAGCACAGAGUCUCCCGUUUGUACAGAAGAGGAUUUAUUAUUUACUAAACAAGAGGCAGAGUUGCAUAUUGGGGAUCAGCAGGAUCUAGAGGGCAGAACAGUCCCUAAAGAACUCUGUACUGAUCAUGCAGUUUCAAAGUCUGACACUUUAUCCCAGACUGAGGAAGGCAAAGAGUUAUGCGUCAGGAUACCACUAGAUUCAGAGAAUGUAGAGAUGCUUAUAGACCCAUGCACAGGAUUUCAAAUUUGUACAACUGAUAUUUUAUCACGGAUUAAACAAGAGGGAGAGCAGAGUGUCUGUGAGCAGCAUGAUUCAAAAGAAAAUGAAAUCCAUUCAGAUCCCAGCACAGUGAAAGAUGGAAGCACAAACAAAGAUGAACUCCCUGGAGAACCUUAUGAAAGCAUUUUGUAUGAGUCUAGUUUAUAUGAAAGACUUGGAGAAAAGUGUUUGCAGAAUCUCAAAGAGAGAGUGACAUGGGAGAAUCACUACAAUUCAAAAACACAACCAGCAACUGUUACUGGGAACUAUCUGGGGGUUUCAUCUUUGUGUGACAAAAAAUUAUUAAUCCAUCAGGAAGAACCCUACCCAGGUGAGAGACUGUAUACAAGCCCUGAAUGUGAAAGAAACUAUACUCCAAAGGUAUAUCUUCAGAACCGUCAACAAGCCCACACAGGAGAGAGACUGUUUAAAUGCACUGCGCAUGAGAGAAACUUCAGAGAUAAUACUGCUCUUGUAAUGCAUCCGAGACUCCACCCGGGCGAGAAACCAUAUGAGUACUCUGACUGUGGAAACCACUUAGAAGACAGACAGUUUGCCUCUGCUCAGUGCAGGAAAACCUUUGAGGAUAGAUACAAACUUAGCAACCACUGUGGCGGACACUUGGGUAAGCAACCAUAUGCAUGCACAGAAUGUGGGGAAAGCUUCACUGUCAAAUCCAAACUGACUAAUCACUGCAGAAGCCACAAAGAGGAGAGACUGUUCAUAUGCACUGAGUGUGGGAAAAAUUUCCCACUGAAGGUAAGUUUGGUAAAACACCAAAGGAGGCAUGGAAAAGAGAAACCCUAUGAAUGCAGCCAAUGUGAGAAAAGCUUCUUCUGCCACUCAUGGCUCGUUAGACACCAAAUGAUUCACAGUGGAGAGAGGCCCUAUAAAUGUACCAAAUGUGACAAAAGCUACAGCAGAAAGGAUUAUCUUCUAAAUCACCAACGCCGGCAUUCAGGGGAGAAACUAUUCCAGUGUAAUGUGUGUGGGAAAAGUUUUGUGCUGAAAAGAAGUUUAGCUAAGCAUCAGCAAAGUCACAUGAAAGAGACCCAAUCAAUGUAGUCAACUGAGUUGUCUUAGACACCAUUGAUUCAUAUGGAAAAGCUAGAAAAUUCACUAGGUUUGGGAAAAACUGAGUAGGAAAUAUAUGACCCUUAGAAUUAAUCCUAUCCCCAGUAAAUCCACCUGAGGAGUUCACAGGGGCCUAGAUUGACAGAGAAGCCAACUUGUGGGAAAGAGGGGAUACAUUAAUAUCAAUUCACAAGCUACCAUGUGAGACAGAGCUAACUGAAAAUAAGUCAGAAAAUGCAUGUUCUUGUGACACACAACAGGAAAAAGGGAUAGUUGGCUUUUCAGUGAAAGGAGGGACAUUUGAAACAUGGAAUGGAUUUCUAAACCCCUUCAGAGAAGUAGCAGAUACUUAGGAAUGGGGCUUGAGGGGUGAAAUACAUCCAUACCUCCCAUUGAAGUGAAAGGUAGUACUUGGUAUUCAGAACCUGUAUAAAUCAGACUUCUAGCUCACUGACACCAGAAAAAUGGAGAUAACUGAAGAUUACCUGGCUGACUCAUAAGGAGAGUUGGAAACUGACUAGGGAAAGCUUACAGUAUAUAUUCCUUUUUGGACAGCCUGAGUUUUCCACCUUUCAAAUGUAAUGUUCCAGAUUAUUACAGACUGUAUAUGUGGUUCAAUGUGUGCAUUACUGGAGACUGAAGAUUUUUUUAUAUGUUGAUAUUUGUCCUGGCUUUGAGAACAUUUUCCUUAAUUUUUACCACAUUUUAGGUUCUGUAGGAAACCUGAUGAAUAAAGUGGAUAAACAUUUGGCUUGCUGCAGCAGAUAUUCUCUAGCAUCACUCCCUUUUGCUUUAAGGACAAAAAUGUACCUGAGCGAGGAGCCAGCUCUGUACAAUAACACCAGAUUCUUGAUAUAAUAAAGAAAAUGUCUCUGAUCCUGAUGUUUAUGACACUAUGCCCCACUGGGAGAAAAGAACUUUGGGAGCAGCAGUAUUGAGUAGUUAAACUGAAAAAAAAAUGCCAUGAAAGCCAUCUUUGUGCAAGUUAACUUUUCCACCAAUGUUUUUCAUUAAGGUUGGCAUUAUGUGCAUGAAUUCUCUCUCUCGUGGCCAUUGGGAUACUGUAUCCUACUCACAACAGUAUAUUUUAUAUUCCUUUUUGAAUAGUAUGAUGUAAUUACUGCAAAAGUUUAACAUUAGAAGCUGUUUACUUACUUAAUAAAUAGAACUCAAAAAUCCAUUAGUACGAGGGUUGUGUUUAUCAAAAUAAGCUGAUCCCUCUUUAAUGGAAAAAACCAAUGAACCAAAAAUAUAUAUGUGAGCAGUAAUAGGCCAAGGAGAGGGGACAUCUUUGAAGUUAAAAUCCCAACACCACCACUCAAACCAUCUUUUAGCUUGGUGGUUGUGUAAUCUAGGCCUGAUGUGUUAGAGCAGUGUUUCUCAACAAGUGGUAUGAGUACCCUUAGGGGUACUCGAGACAAAU